CAGACUUUCGAUUGGGCGCAGCAGGACGAGCAGAACACUACAUCCACCAUUGCUGACUCGGAACAGGAAGAAGAAGGUGAGGAUUCUGCAGCCGAGGAGGGCCCGGUGGCUUCCUACGCUGCCGCCGAAGAUGGGGAUGAUGCAAUUGAGGCGCAGGAGCCGUCGGAGGACGCCAAAUUGUUCGUCGGUAACUUGCCGUACGAUGUGGAUAGUGAGAAAUUGGCUAUGCUCUUCGAGCAAGCUGGAACUGUAGAGAUUGCUGAGGCCAUUUACAACAGGGAGACUGAUAGCAGCCGUGGUUUCGGAUUUGUGACCAUGAGUACUAUUGAAGAAGCUGAGAAGGCUGUCGAUAAGUUCAACAGCUAUGUAAGUUCACCGUUUCUUUGCCAUCUGUUUUUGACGAUUGAUUGCUGGUAUGGGGCUGAGGAUAGUAGUGUGAGAAUGAAAACUGUGCAAGGAGUCUACGUUGGGAACCUACCAUGGAGUGUCGAUGAUUCUCGCCUCGAGCAAGUCUUCAGCGAGCACGGCAAGGUCACAAAUGCUCGAGUAGUGUAUGACAGGGACAUCGGCCGCUCACGUGGGUUUGGGUUUGUGACAAUGGCUGAUGAGACGGAGAUGAACGAUGCCAUUGCCGCUCUUGAUGGACAGUCUCUUGAUGGGAAAUGGUUUCCUGAAAGAGAACUGGAAUUCAAUUGACCUAAUGGUUCUGUAUGUCCUUCAUCUGGCAUCACGCAAUCGCGAAACAACCCGGGGACUAGCAGGCGUCAUCUCCCCAAGGGCAGAAGAUUUCAACAGAGACAUAGUAGUAGUAGCAGUAAAGGUGGUUUUUUUGGCAACUCGUUGGAAGAGGUUCAUAUUAUAGGCAGGGGCAACUUUGUAGGCCGUUCUCCGAGACAAGUGUCAAGUAAACUAUUUCAAGAUGAAACGAGUAAUCAAAGAUCAGGUCUCUGAAACACCAGUUUAGCCACUUGCAUUGUGCUCUGACCAAAUCCGAGCCGGCAGGUUUACUGCUGAAUCAAAAUCCUAGACGGGAGUCGCAUUGAAAAGAGGAUUUGGUCUGAUGGUUUACACACGCUGAUAUGGCUUUGGUGCUUGUUUACACACGCUAAUGUGUCAAAGGAUCUUUUCACUUUUGAACUACCAUUUGUUGCCUUUGUGAAUUAUCCAUUUCUAUUUUUUAUUUGUGUUAAAUUGGUU
Messenger RNA from Linum tenue, 1197 nucleotides. The record is from the annotation of a GenBank genome assembly. Lineage: Eukaryota; Viridiplantae; Streptophyta; Magnoliopsida; Malpighiales; Linaceae.